Molecule: messenger RNA, 2161 nt
Organism: Argiope bruennichi
Lineage: Eukaryota; Metazoa; Arthropoda; Arachnida; Araneae; Araneidae
Product: peroxidase-like
Exons: 13
Coding region: 25-2031 (668 amino acids)
Biological process (GO): response to oxidative stress
Molecular function (GO): peroxidase activity; heme binding
Source: RefSeq, a predicted model, not a curated record
GUUAAGAAGACAGUUUGCAGCAAUAUGCCGUGGACUCCAAAUCGCAAAGAAAAGAUGAUCUAUCUUUCGUACAUAAAUCUUUUUAUGUUUAUUGCCACUUUUCGAAAAGUGGUAUCAUUGCAUCAGUUUCAUAGUUUAAUUCAAAAUCCUGGGAAAGGAGUGAAUUUUUAUGGAGAUAUACAAAACAAUCCUGCAAUGGGAGUUUAUAAUGGAAUGAGUUCCGAAGACCGUUCCCGUGGUUUCGAUCAAUUUGACUGCUUAGACAGAGCGUAUAAUCCUUCCAACUGCGUUAGCAAGUCCAUGUAUCAAGACCCUGGUAUUAUCUGCGAAAUUCAAAACCCUAUUCCAUGUGAUUACUCUUAUCCAUACAGGACAUACAAUGGAUCAUGCAACAACCUGCAUAUAUCAAGACUUGGCAUGAAAAACCAAUGCUACUUUCGUUUUACUCCUCCCUAUUAUGAAGGAUUUGGAGGCUUUCGAAAAUCUGUCAGAGGAGGCCCUUUGCCUGAACCCAGGGACAUCUCCUUAAAAAUAUUCAAGGAUCGUUCCAUACCAGCAGAUAAAGUAUCCUUCCAAUUCGUUACAUUUGGACUAUUGGUAGCACUUGAUCUUGUUUCUUCUGGUCACCCACCAACUGAUUGUUGUUCUAAAGAGAAUGCAAACAAGCCAGAAUGCAAGCCGAUUUCAAUAAGGCCAGAUGACAAAUUUUAUUCCCAAUUUAACAAAACUUGUAUGGACUUCCAGAGAACAUAUCAGUGUGAUUGCCAAACAACGCACAGAGCUCAAAAGAAUGGCGUCACUUCUGCUAUAGAUCUUUCUUCAUUGUAUAGCGUCAGCGAAGACAAAGCGAUGGAAAUAAGAAGAUUAGAUGGAUCAGGGAAAUUGAAAUCUAAUGAUUCAAGUAUAGGCACUCUUCUACUUACUGGAAAGGAUCCAGCCGACCCAUUUUGUCCAAAACUGCAAGAAUCAGAGUGUUUUAAAGGAGGUGAUCCACGUCUGAAUCAACAUGCUUCUCUGACGGGCGUGUUGACCAUUUUUCUGCGAGAGCACAACAGAAUCGCAACUAUUCUGAAACAGAUGAAUCCACAUUGGGAAGAAGAGAAAUUAUUUCAAGAAACCAGAAAGAUUGUUAUUGCUGAAUUCCAGUGCAUCAUCUUCAAGGAUUAUUUACCGAUUCUUGUGGGUCCUCGCAUUUUAGAAGAAUUUGGUAUGACAGUAAAAGAUGGUUCAAAUGGCAUGCAAUACGACUCUAGUGUCAUACUUGCUAUAUGGAACGAAUUCUCAACUGCAUCGUUUAGACUUCAUAGCACAGUUCCCACAAAGAUCGGUGCACUGCAUCUUCGAUUCAAGGAUACUUUUUCGAAUCCUGAUCUGAUUCGUCAAGGACAUUUGUCGCAAUUGUUAAAAGGUUCACAAAAAGCUCCAUCUGAACAGUUCGACCGAUAUGUAGUCACAGACCUUACAGACUUCUUAUAUCAAAUGCCUGGAAUGAAGUACGGACAGGACCUAGUAUCAUUCAACAUUCAAAGAGGAAGAGACCAUGGUCUAGCCCCUUAUGUAGAUGUAGUGAAAUUUUGUUCUGAAGGAACGGUCAUUAUCUCAUCUUUUGAUGAUCUCCACGAACUUCGAUUGAUGUCGGAGUCUAAUGCUAAUCUGCUGAAACAAAUAUAUGCCUCGGUACAAGACAUAGACAUGUGGGUUGGAAUGCAAUUGGAAGAAGUAAUGCCCGGCGCUGUCACCGGUCCAUCAGCUGCUUGCAUUAACGUCAAGCAAUUCUUUUUCAACCAGAAAGGAGACCGAUUUUACUUUGAUCUUGAAGGUUCAGAGGCUGAAUUUACAGCAGCUCAGAGAAGUUCUCUGAAGCAGUGCUCUUUCGCUCGACUUUUAUGUGACAACACAGAUAUCAAUGAAAUCACGAAGAAUCCUUUUCUCCUUCCUGAUAAAGAGAAUUUUGCGAGAUCCUGCAAUGAAAUUCCCAAAGUUGACUUCACGCUAUGGAAGGACAAUGGAAACAAUGCCAAUACAUCUUAAUUGUAUUACAUUAAACUAUCUGGAUAUCUUUACAUAUAUAAUAUUAUUUCAAUGAUUGAAAAAUGUUUGUAAAAUUAUUUAAGCACUCAAUGAAAUUCUAUCCUGUAUGUUUAUUUUGUAUUAUAUUUCA